AUGGUUGUCUUCUCUCUUAUUUCACUCCUCUUUGCUACCUCCAAUGUGUUUGCUGCCCCCGGCAACACAGAACGCUCUUGCAAUAUUUCCAACGCUAAAUUGACCCUCCCAAGGAACCAAACUGCCCUCACCAACCCCUCGUUUCCUCCGGCUUUUAUCACCGUCGCGUUAGGUGUUCAAAAUUACACCUGUACGGACGCUGGAACAUUCACGAGCGUAGGAGCGGUCGCCGAACUAUUCGACAUCUCAUGUCUGUUCGGGACAAGCUCGUUCGACACUAUCCAGGACAGAUUCUUCACCAUUUGGAGUCAACUCCCCAAUAACGUGCCCGCUUCCUCCGUCGUCACACUCUUCGGUUUAGAUCGAACGCUCACAAAUGUCGGAGAGCAUUACUUCAUUACCAACCCCAUCACCGGCAGCGGUCUGAGCCCCAAGUGGGACUUCACAUCGCGAGGAGCUACCAGCGGAAAUCGCAACGCAUUCGUCGUUGGUGCACGUGCUGGUGGUCUCCCCGCUCCUACAGGUCCUCAAGACAUUGACUGGCUCCAGUUGACCAGAGUGCAAGGGAGCCUAGCGGACGAGGUCUUCAGGGUGGAUACUCGAGGAGGACAACCCCCCGCUUCGUGUACUCCCGGUUCGCCCCUUAUUACUGUCAAGUAUACGUCGAAAUAUUGGCUCUUUGGUGGAUCUAUCUGA
This is a messenger RNA of Pleurotus ostreatus (oyster mushroom), 696 nucleotides long. RefSeq lists its product as uncharacterized. The transcript has 4 exons. Bases 1 to 696 code for a protein of 231 amino acids. Lineage: Eukaryota; Fungi; Basidiomycota; Agaricomycetes; Agaricales; Pleurotaceae. The record is from RefSeq and is a predicted model, not a curated record.